AUGGAGACUGGACAUGGCCUAAACGCUGAUGACAAUCAUGGCAAUGACCAAAGAAUACCAUUUCAGAUCUUCCCCGAGCCAGUGGAAGUCAUCCUGUCUCCUCAAACCUUUGUGAACCACGUGGAGCAGCAGAAGGAGCGCCUGCCUUCUAUUGUGGUGGAGCCCACUGACUUGAGUGAGGUGGAGAGUGGAGAACUGCGAUGGCCCCCGGAGAACAUUGACCUGGAGGAUGAUGAGGAGGACCUGUUCCUGGAGCAGUGCAUUCCUCCUGCAAACAUCGCAGACUGGGGAGAGGAUGACGAGGAGGAGACAUCUGUCAUAUUCAACCCACAGCCUGGACUUACUCUUAUAGAUCUUCAGUCUGAUGCAUUUCGAGAUGAUACACCUACACUCCCACCGAGCAACGCUUCAGUUCUAAAAUGA
Molecule: messenger RNA, 423 nt
Organism: Knipowitschia caucasica
Lineage: Eukaryota; Metazoa; Chordata; Actinopteri; Gobiiformes; Gobiidae
Source: the annotation of a GenBank genome assembly